UCUGCACAGGUGCGGGCGAGCAACAUUCCCGCCUGUUGGUUUAGUGCAUUCCUACGGAAGUAAAUGCAGGAUAAGUUAAAGUUCACGCAGCUCCACGCACGCGUGACACAUUUUCGGCAGAGAUCUUACAACAAGGUUCCACUAAUUUCACGCAGCAUUUGACUGGAAACACUGUAAAGUAUGACUACGGCCUCACAUGUAUUUUUUUGGCCGUUUGUUUUCACUCGACAAAAUCCCUUGGAAUUUUUGCAGUUGUGUUUUGUGUGACUUUUCAACGCACACGAAACUGCUUUCUUAACAUGUGGUCCAAGUUAUGAGUGGGAAGAGCUGCGUGUAUGCGGAGGCUGUUUACACCACGGGGAAGGGCUUGGCUGCGCACUGCAAAAAAAUACUUAUCCUAAGGUUGUAGUGUGAGUGCAACUAGAGGGAAGCGAUGGGAAAUUGAAAAUUACAUUUUAUUAUUCAAUUAAAAUGUUCCAGUUGGUUUUAUGCGAAGUCUGCUUCAGGACUUAUCACCCCACCAAAUAACUUUUUAAAGGGGCUUUAUUUUUUGCAGUGUACCCGCUUUACGCACCCUCUGCCUGAAAUUUGAUUAGAGUCUAAAAACCCCCGACGGCAGCCGCAAGUCAGAGAGCAACGGGUUCCUCCGUGUGAGCAUCAGGUAACUCCUUAUACGGAUUAGAGAGGCUCUUCGCAGCCACUCUGGCACUGGAUCUUCUAGGGCGCACAGGGGGGACAGUGCCAUGCACAAUGCUGACCAUGCGCUGCUUCUGAGCGGAGGGAACCAGUCUUCGGUUUUUAGUCCCACCAAUGACCCAAGGAUGGGCACGCCUGGAAACGACACCGUCCACCCGAACGGAUCCGAUCCGUUUGCGAGGAACGAGGAGGUGGCCCAGAUCGAGAUCAUGGUCCUGAGCAUCACCUUCGUGAUUGCUGUGAUUGGGAAUGUGAGUGUCCUACUGGCGAUGUACAACACUAAGAAGAAGAUGUCGCGGAUGCACCUUUUCAUCAAACACCUCAGCCUGGCUGACCUGGUGGUCGCCUUCUUCCAGGUGCUGCCGCAGCUCUGCUGGGAGAUCACCUUCCGCUUCUACGGUCCAGACUUUCUUUGCAGGAUAGUGAAGCACCUCCAGGUGAUGGGGAUGUUCGCGUCCACCUACAUGAUGGUCAUGAUGACCCUGGACCGUUACAUCGCGAUCUGCCACCCUCUGAAAACCCUCCAGCAGCCAACCCAGCGCUCCUACAUCAUGAUCAUCUCCACCUGGAUGUGCAGCCUGCUGCUCAGCACGCCGCAGUACUUCAUCUUCUCCCUGAGCGAGAUCGAGAACGGCUCGGACGUCUACGAUUGCUGGGCGAACUUUAUCGAGCCCUGGGGCGCCAAGGCCUACAUCACCUGGAUAACCGUUGGCAUCUUCCUCGUGCCGGUGGUCAUUCUCAUGGUGUGCUACGGGUUCAUCUGCCACAGCAUAUGGAAAAACAUCAAAUACAAGAAAAGGAAAACCAUGGCCGGUGCUGGGAGCAAGAACGGGCUGAUCGGGAAGAAUUCGGUCAGCAGCGUCACAACUAUCUCACGAGCCAAACUGAGGACCGUCAAAAUGACUUUUGUGAUAGUUCUGGCAUACAUUGUUUGCUGGGCGCCGUUUUUCACAGUGCAGAUGUGGUCCGUGUGGGAUGAAAACUUCCAGUGGGCUGAUUCUGAGAACACGGCGGUGACUCUGUCUGCACUCCUUGCCAGCCUCAACAGCUGCUGUAACCCAUGGAUAUACAUGAUCUUCAGUGGGCACCUCCUCCAGGAUUUUGUGCACUGCUUCUACUGCUGCCACAAAAUGAACACCGACUUCAAGAAGGAGGAUUCAGACAGCAGCAUCCGCAGAACAACACUGCUGACCAAGAUGACCAAUCGGAGCCCUACGGGCAGUACUGGCAACUGGAGAGAGCUGGACAAUUCUCCCAAGUCCUCCAUUCAGACGGAGUAAACACGCAAGCCAGGCAACUCUGUGUACGCGGGGUGGCAGUGAACACAUGUCUGGCAGUGGCACCAAGGUACACAAACAGUAUCAGCUCAUCUUAACUUUGGACAUGACUGACAGUGACUGAAAUGUCCCUCACACUCCAAACCCAUAAAGCAGAUCAAGCUUCUUACAUGGACCGAAAACAGAGUGGAGAAUUUACCAUGCCGACUGAUCAUUUGCAACAAUGACAGAAAAUAUGGACGCAGUACCUUUUUCUUCUUGCUUUAUUCUGUGUGCAAACAUGUUGUUUUUCAGAGAACCUCCGCAAAAAUGUAUGAAAAAACAUUAGGAAAGGAAGUGAAAUUGCAAAGUGUUACUUAUAAUUCACCAUCUUUUUAUAUAUCCACAAUUGUUGGUAAAACUCCUUGAGGGUGACAGUCAUGUUUUUUACAUCAUUUUAUUGAAUUUAAUCAUAAUACUUAAAAAUGCAACAGCCUCAAGUAGUCAAGAAGUUUUUUUUCCGAGACCUGAUUUCCUUUUUAUGGUUUUAUGAUAAAGCACUAGGAAUACUGGUGCUUGAACUGGGGGUUAUGUCCCCUUGCACUGCUGUUGAAAACCCUUUCCUGUUAGGGAGUUUGCAAAGAUAAAACUCCACAUCGCAGGUCUCUAAGUAACUGAGGCAGUCAUCUUAUCCUUUUUGUUUAGCUUUCCGUUAUGUUUCCAAAUUUUAGAGGUUUACAUAUAAAUAAGGUUUAUAUAUUAAAAAAAAAAAAAAAAAAAAAAAAAAA
Messenger RNA from Xiphias gladius (swordfish), 2740 nucleotides. RefSeq names its product arginine vasopressin receptor 1Aa (gene avpr1aa). The record is from RefSeq and is a predicted model, not a curated record. Gene Ontology annotation, cellular component: membrane. NCBI's taxonomy places the organism in Eukaryota, Metazoa, Chordata, Actinopteri, Istiophoriformes, Xiphiidae. Gene Ontology annotation, molecular function: peptide binding; vasopressin receptor activity. The transcript is spliced from 2 exons. Gene Ontology annotation, biological process: positive regulation of vasoconstriction; G protein-coupled receptor signaling pathway; regulation of systemic arterial blood pressure by vasopressin. The coding region runs from base 744 to 1976 and encodes 410 amino acids.